Vitrella brassicaformis is the source of this 823-nucleotide messenger RNA. The record is from the annotation of a GenBank genome assembly. NCBI's taxonomy places the organism in Eukaryota, Vitrellaceae.
CGACCGUGUGUGGUAUGGGUGAUCGGUCGGUGCCUUCACUCCGUGUGUGUUUUUUCAUGUCCUGCCCGCCAUGCAAGACAAAGAUACAACUAGCUCAGCUGCACAUUUUGACGCGAUAGAAGUGGACGCACUCAAUGGUCUGCCAAGGCAAUCAGUCACUCUAGAUGGCACAAACCCUCAGACACACACACAUAGUCAGAGAGAGAGAGAAGAGAAGGGAGGCGCGAAUUCAUCAGAAUCCGACUCACAAGGCCUCGGGCGAAUGGAUGUCACACGCGGGCACGUAUCUCUCACUCUCAUCAAUCAUUGUCGCGUCAAGUCAGUCAUUGCGCCAGUCAGUCAGGUGCCUCACUGGUAAGUAGCUAUGCUACCCCAGGUCCGCCCCGCCGCCUGGCACGUUGAGGUUCUGCGCCAUCUCUGCGCUGGCCUUCAUGACGAUGGUGUGGGCCUCGUACAUUCUGUCCAUGCACUUGGCCAGACAGAUCUGCUCGUUCUUGGACAUCCGGUCGCUGAAACGAGACCCGAAACACUUGUCGAAGCACGUCUUGCGCACUUGCUACACACACACACACACACGCACAUCAGACAGACAGACAUGACGGACGUCUUGUUGGUGGCUUACGUUGUUGAGCAAUUGGAGUAUCAUGACGUUGAGGGCGUUCUGUGCCUGGCUCAUUUCGGCAGCAGAGGGCGCCGCAGAUCCGCCGCUGCCGAGGCCGCCUGUGCCGAGGGAAUCCAUGAGAAACGUUGAUGCAGCGGCAAAGAAGGGGGACUGCACCACAGAUCUGUGACCACGCUGCCUCACAGACGACGAAACGCACAC